GCGCGCCGGAAGAAUAAGAGGUUAGUGGUGUGAAAGAGCGACACAGGAGAAAGAACGCGUGAAAAGAUGAAAUGUGGCAGGAAUAUUCUUAACGUGUAUGUGAGCCGCGUGGGACUUGUGUCCUUCGCCAUCCAGCACGAAGGUAAUAAUUAAGUCAGGAUGGCUUGUUUAGCAGUUCCUGUGGUUGACGUCCAUAAUGAUAACUUUGCCGAACUCUGGCCUUCCAUGUUGCUGGCCCUUAAGACAUCGACCUUCGUAGCUGUAGACACAGAAUUAAGCGGUCUGGGAGCAAGGAAGAGUUUGCUUAACCAGUGCAUUGAGGAGAGGUAUAAGGCCAUAUGCCAUGCUGCCAGAACACGGUCCAUUUUGUCCUUGGGUAUCGCUUGCUUCAAAGAGCUGCCGGAAAAGGGAGAAAAUACAUAUUUAUCCCAAAUCUAUAACCUGACGCUGCUGUGUAUGGAGGAUUAUAUCAUAGAGCCACAGUCUGUCCAAUUUCUAGUUCAGCAUGGCUUUGACUUCAACAAACAGUAUUCACAGGGGAUACCGUACUACAAGGGCAACGACAAGGGGGACGAGCGUCACUUGCAGAGCGUCCGCACUCUCUUCCUGGAGCUGCUUCGUGCUAAGAAGCCCUUGAUCUUGCACAAUGGGUUGAUAGAUCUGGCCUUCCUGUAUCAGUGCUUCUACGCACACCUCCCAGACAGCCUGGGGAAUUUCAUUGCUGAUCUCUCCGAAAUGUUCCCGGCGGGAAUCUAUGAUACCAAGUAUGCUUCGGAGUUUGAGAUUCGAUUUACAGCAUCCUACCUGGAGUAUGCUUACAAAAAGUGCAAACGCGAGAACUACAAGCUCAUGGACUCCAGUGCCAAGCACCUGGCUGUUGACUUUUGUAGCUAUCCCACAACUCUGUCGGCUUAUGUGGAUUACCGGCACUGCUCCCUGCCAGACCCCAACCAAGAUAACUGCAAGACUGCAUCUCUGCACAUCUGCAAGAAGUUUUCAGCCUACGGGUGGUGUCCAAACGGGCAGAAGUGCACGCAGUCCCAUGACAUAGAUCUUAUUAUUGACGAGGAUGAAAAGUUAAAAGAUGACAAAAGAAAGAAGAGGAACAAAAGGAAGAGGAGAAAGAAUGCAGUAGAGCUUCCCAAGGACUGCGAUAUGGCAGCUGACGUGGAGCCACCAUGUAAGCAGCCCUGUGGGAGCCCGCAGCAGGCAGGCGUUUACCAGCAAUAUGAAACAAAUAAAGAGACGCAAGACGAGAAGUCUAAUAACGCAGACUGUGAGAUGCAGGAAGAGCUGAAAGGUUCCGCAACCUCACAACACGUGGAGAAAACAAAGGUGGGCCAAGAAAAAGAGUCCCCAGAUGUACGCCAUCUUGGAGGUGGCAGCAUAGGGACUCAGCCAGACUGUGCUGAAAUGACAAGCGACGGCUCGGAUACCAAAGUCUUAGCGGGCCGUAGCCCACAGCCACCGGCCCCUACCGGAGGAAAGCAGGUUCAGUCCUCAGAAAGUGGCACCCACCGGGCUGGGUUCGAUGCCUUCAUGACUGGUUACAUUAUGGGAUAUAUAUGGAUGCUGAAGAAAGGUGCUGAGUCCUCUGCAGCCGACUGUCUCUCUGACUGCCACAAUAAAGUGUAUCUGAGUGGGAAGAAUAUCCCUCUGCAGAUAGUGAAAAGCGUCUUCUCGAAGUCCUCCAAAGCUCAUACUCAGAAGCUGAGACUUAUCUCGGUUAAUGGCUCCUAACGAGCAGGGACUGUGCCUUAUUUCUUCAUUUGUAAAUAUGGUUUAAAA
Molecule: messenger RNA, 1788 nt
Organism: Spea bombifrons (plains spadefoot toad)
Lineage: Eukaryota; Metazoa; Chordata; Amphibia; Anura; Pelobatidae
Gene: TOE1
Product: target of EGR1, exonuclease
Exons: 8
Coding region: 160-1740 (526 amino acids)
Biological process (GO): snRNA 3'-end processing
Cellular component (GO): Cajal body; cytoplasm
Molecular function (GO): 3'-5'-RNA exonuclease activity; snRNA binding; metal ion binding
Source: RefSeq, a predicted model, not a curated record